Messenger RNA from Necator americanus (New World hookworm), 420 nucleotides. RefSeq lists its product as uncharacterized. The coding region runs from base 1 to 420 and encodes 139 amino acids. Lineage: Eukaryota; Metazoa; Nematoda; Chromadorea; Rhabditida; Ancylostomatidae. The transcript has a single exon. The record is from RefSeq and is a predicted model, not a curated record.
AUGGAUCCUUCAGAAAACCUCGUUCUUUAUUAUCUUCGUGCGCAUGGUCUCUUUUCUUUGUCUCUCUUCUCUUCGGAGCAACGUGCAAAUCAGUGCGAGAUUCCUGGGGUUCGUAUCCUCGAUCUUCUGGGUGAUCUCGCGACAACCAGAGCGAAUUUUCAGUCGAAUAUCGCGAAGAUAUCAUUCGACUUCUGGAUCGUUGCGAUUUCUGAGAACUGCUUUCGAAAACUGCGCGAGUCACUGUGUUUUGUGGACCCCAUCCUAUUCUAUCUCAAUCAUUUUUUGUUCAUAUUAUUAUUAUUAUUAUUAUUAUUAUUAUUAUUAUUAUUAUUAUUAUUAUUAUUAUUAUUAUUAUUAUUAUUAUUAUUCAUUGCAGUUUAUUUUGUUCCUCGCAUGUUUCUCCAAACUCCUCUAUCCUAA